Messenger RNA from Ophidiomyces ophidiicola, 4449 nucleotides. RefSeq lists its product as uncharacterized. Gene Ontology annotation, biological process: TOR signaling; regulation of actin cytoskeleton organization. Gene Ontology annotation, cellular component: TORC1 complex; TORC2 complex. The record is from RefSeq and is a predicted model, not a curated record. NCBI's taxonomy places the organism in Eukaryota, Fungi, Ascomycota, Eurotiomycetes, Onygenales, Onygenaceae. The coding region runs from base 1 to 4449 and encodes 1482 amino acids. Gene Ontology annotation, molecular function: protein binding. The transcript has 2 exons.
AUGGAGCAGCCCCAAUGUCUAAAGAAGAGCCCCAUGAAAGCGAAGCGGCGUGGACUGAGCCUAGGUGCGGGUGUUCGAGCAGGCCUGUCUAGAAGUGCUGAGAUGACGCUGAUACAUGGGACUGAUUGUGUAGAAAUACCAGGACCACAAAUUUCAUUAGAAAUGGCAGCCCCGACGAAGGUCCAGCACAGACGGCCAGGGGAGUUGGUUUCCCCUGAGGAAGAUGACCCCAAUGAGUCCGAUUUGGACACGCGGACGCAAUUAUUACUCGAUAGAUUUACCUCACAUCAUUCGCCGGCGAAAAACAGUACCGGGAAAACUACAGCCAGUGACAAUAUGUCUGAUUUACCGGCCAAACAGGUGCAGGGCCGGUCAGGUUGUUUACCGGGGCAUACGAAAAGCUCUACGAAUCCCCAAGAAUCAUCGUCCAAAGCGAAGCGCCUUGAGCAUUAUUCACCAGUGCAAACUGCGUCAGCGGGCAUUCCAAAACGCUCAAAAAGGCCCACCGGAAUGAGUGCAGUAAAACAAUACGUACCGCCAAUACAAAAGGGUUCCAGCGACUCAAAUGGACUAGGUGCAAAGUCUCUAAAGCAGUCUCCAUCCAAGGUAAAGCAAACGACACUGCCUCUGUCGCCAACUGUCACCCGAAAAGCUAAAAAAUCCGGCCUCUUACCCGGAACAUCUUCGAACACGCAGACCAAAACCUUGAAGCCCAAUGGACGUCCGAAAAAUAUCUUGAGUCGAAAGCCGGGACAGCUAAACAACAAGAAAGCUAUGGAAUUGGCGAGUAGGCCAACACCCAAAACUACGCGAAAAGACCCUUGGCGAGCAUACGUCCCCUCUAGCUCUGGCCAGCCCUCAAAAUUUACUCCAUCGUCUAUAAAUACGAAUCAACCGAGAAAAAACCUACCGGCCCCCUUACAGCAAUAUGGCCGACCAGCCUGCGCAUCGUCCUCUUCAGACGGCGACGAAAUAAUAUUUCUAUCUCCAUUAUCAUCUCCAGAUGCACUGUCUUCGAGUAAAUAUGAACCGAUUGCGUCACUUUCAUCUGCUCCUAUUCCGAGCUCUUCCAGCACCGCAUCAAGGCUUUCAAAAGCACCACGCUUACCGAACAAUGAGAUCGUCAAACCCAGAAACACACCUAUGCUUACCCCGUCAAUGACUUCAAGUGAUGGACCUAAUCCUAAUGAUCUUCCAACCCUAAGUGAUAUGAGGAAACCAGAUAUCACCCCUAGUAAAAAACAAGGAUCGUUAUUGAAAUCACUGUCUUGUUCAUUGCUAGGUGUAAAUGGGAUGAGCAGCAAAUCUGGCAAUGUUAACUGCACAUCUGUGAGUAAGUUACGUGAAAAAAUACAGCCGUCAAAAUCACAGCAGAGAGAGCGUCAAAUUGUUUCCAGUCCAACCAACAAUGUGUCCCUUGACAAUGAAAACACACUGAAAGUUAUCACAAAACAAGAAACCUCGGCGAGCUCAAAAACAAACAACACGCCAGUUUCAUUCCCCAACCUCCCUCAAACCAUUAGAAGCCCACUGAACUCUCCGCAUCUUAAUAAAAAGCCAUCAUUUCAGAACAGGAUUUUCCACAACAGCUCAACUACUAGCCUGCAAAAAGCCCCAAAGGCAGCUAAAGACGGUUCGAUGGCGCCCAAUUUUAACGACAAAGGACAAAGAGGGGAGCCUGAAGUAAGACGUUCUGGCCGCAGUCGAAGAGGGCCUUCAAAUUACUAUGCGCCCCCUCAGGGGUAUUCAUCGCGCCGCUUUACCCAGGAAAUCAUCUAUUUGGAUAGCGAUGAUCAAGAAGAACCCUCGCCGGAACCAAUCAUCGACUCCCACAGCCCACCUAAUUCGCCCAUGAGUCCAAUUCCGUCCUGUCAUAAAGUGGUUUUUCAAUCUGAUGACUUUCAUAUAACUCAAGAACCCCUGAUAUCCGGUACUCCCAGCGAUAUUUCCGAGGAAAUCGGUAAAGCACAUAUUCCUUAUCACCGGCAAAAAACCCGGAAUAAUCUGUCUUCAUUUUGUAGGAUGCGCGGCAUUGUACAUGUUGAUUUUGAUUUUAGCGAAAUGCAUGCAGUCUAUACAUUCCUGACGGGCGGAAAUUCUACUUUGGAGGAUGACACACCCAUUCAGACACUUGUUUCCGAUGCUCUUCGUCAGUAUGAAUCCGGUGGAAAAGAUGGCGGGCAGUUGAACAUAGAUUGUCUUUUUAAUGUUGCCGACUUGCAACAUCGUGGCCCCAAAGCCAUACACCGAUUUUUGGAAGAUGCAAAAGAAGGGGCACUCAAUUCGUUUCCUUCUAAGCUUCGUGUUUUAGCCGGCACAUCCAAUCACCACAUAAACUUCGAUUCGAGUAAUUUACAAGCUCUCCUCAGAUCUCGUGAAUUAGGGUAUUCAGUACAUCGAAACCGAACUCGCGUCAGCCGUCGUCUCGAGGACCUAAAGAAGUGGGAGAAAUGGAAAUCGUGGACCGGAGCGUCAAGUGAUAUUUUGGUGCUUGCUUGGUCCCCCGAUUCCACGCGGUUCGCAGCAGCAGCAGCAGCUCAAACAGAUGAGCACAGCAUGCGAUAUAAUCGCAACAACAACCUGCUGCUUGGUAACCUUUGCUCAAGUAAGCUCAAAGAGUUGCCCGACCAUUGCAUAGAUCGGCCGAUACCAGAAUCAGGCCCAAAUUCAUACGAGACUUAUGUCAUGGUAGAUCCUAAGCUAUACAUGACUGUGAACUCCUUGCACUGGACGAAUUGUGGCAAUCGCCUCUACAGCGCCAGUUUCGACAAAACGGUGAAGCUUUGGGAUGUAACAUCCCAUAAUAAUGCGACAUGUAUCAAUACUUUCUCACAUCCUGAGAGAGUUCGGGAGCUGGCUGUUUCGCCGUUUGACUCUCAGCUCGUCGCCACUGGCUGCGACGGCCCGAAUUUCUUUCUCUGGCGCGCUGAUGACAAUAGUGGCUUCUCACCAAUUCAGCUCGAUUUUCAACGAGAGAAGCGCGUUAAAAUGACGCCGUCUGCGCUUCAGUGGAGUGCAUAUUCGCGGAUUCUGGCUGGGGGGCUGACUGGAGAAGAUGAUUCUGAUCAUGACCCUAGUAAACACGGUCAUCUCACACUCUGGCGAGUCGACGAGGCGUCUACAACGCCUUUGAAAGUGUUGCCCAAUUCUCAAAAUAUAUUUGACCUUGCAUGGCAUCCAACGUUGCCCAUGCUUGCAACUGGGAACACUCUCGUUUCGUCGCGGGGUAUUGGCAUCGGUCGCGACGCACGAUCGGCCGUUCGGAUUUACGACCCUCUGAGAAUAAGAUUCCCCACUCAGUCUUAUGAGUCUCCUGCAUUAGAUAUUAACAAAGUCACAUUCUGUCCUUCGAAUGAUACCUACAUCACUGCGAGUUGCACAGACGGAGCUACCUAUGUUUGGGAUAGCCGAAACCCCUCCCAGAUUUUACAUAAAAUGAAGCAUGGAGAGCCGAUUCACCGCGAUAGAUUUCCAGACCUUACUCGAGAACAAAGUGAUUUCGGGGUUUCUUUUGCUCUUUGGGAGAAAGGCUUUGAGUUUUACACUGGUGCAACCGAUGGGGUCCUUAAAAGGUGGGACGUUCGUCGAGCCACGGAGGAUGUUUUACAAGAAAAUGUCGCAUCGUUCAACCAGGAGCUGAUGUGCGCUUCAAUCUCGCCUGAUCAUGCGAACAUGGUUCUUGGAGACGCUGCAGGAGGCAUCCAUGUUAUUUCUACCGCCCCGUGGGGCCACUCUGAGGAGAACUUUUCAACAUUCGAACUAGAAAGGGCCAGUGUAAUAGAAGCCGAAAAACCAGCAGAUGAGGGGCGUUCGGCAGCUGCCGAGUUGCUUCUGUCUGGGAAGCUCACGAGACAUCCCAUUUUUGGGCCGGGCAAAGGACCAAACUACAAUGGCCCUUAUGCCCGAUGGGCUCGACCGCAGAAUACUGAGCCUGACAAGCUCGCUUUCACGCCCCUGAUUCCAGAGGUGCAAGCCACUCAGCUUGAUGGAUUGCCCCCUCGUGACAGACGCGGACUAGACAAGAACACCCGAAAGAGAUUAUACAAACUCAUUGAACUGUCAACUAUUCGAAACCAGAAAGUGGGCAAGAACAAACGGAAACGAGAUAGCAGCACAUUCUCACGAUCAUCGAAUUCCAUCCGAGCCGCAUCUACCCCCAGGCCCUCCCCAAAGAAACCUGUUAUUUCGGGCUUCAAUUCAACAUCAUCUAGAAAUGUAUCGCGUGAUGUUACAGCAACACCUGUUUCUCGAAGGCAUCUUUCCACCGUAGAGCCUUUCAAGAUCGAUCCAAACAAUUUUGUUGAUCUAACAAUCGAUUCGGAUGAAGAUGGCCCGAUGCAGGAGGCAGAAACCACCGAAUGGGAUACGACUGAGGCCGAGGAUACAUUAGAGGAGGACUAUUGGUGGCCCGUGAAUGUGGACCCAAACCUCAACAGUAGAUCGAGCUGA